AUGGCAGCGGUGGUACAGAAUGUGGUGAAGCUCCUUGGCGAACAAUAUUAUAAGGACACGAUGGAGCAGUGCCACAACUACAGUGCCCGACUGUGCGCUGAGGGAAGUAUUUGAUUGCCAUUUCUGGACUCGCAGACUGGAGUGGCACAGAGUAACUGCUACAUCUGGAUGGAGAAGCGGCACGGGGGGCCAGGUUUGGCAUCUGGCCAGCUCUAUUCCUACCCAGCUUGGGUGGAAAAAAUGUCGCGCUCACCCUCCUGAGGAUCCAAGGCUUCCCUUUCAUUCCAUUAAACCAGACACUGUGCAGACCCUAAAGAAAGAGGGUGUGAUCUUUCAGGAUGGCAGCAGCCUGGAGGCCCUUUUGAGGACGGACUCUCUUGAGGAGCGCAGUCUGCCCGACCCUCAUACUGACGAAGACAGCCUUGGCGAGAUUCCUGUUGCCAAUAGCCGCACAAAGAAAAGGAACCUGGAACCUGAUUAUUUAUUAGAUGAUGAGGACUAUGAAGAAGACAUGCCAAAAUGCCGAGGCAAAGGCAAAGCCAAGGGCAAGGGAGUCGGGAGUGCCUGGAAAAAGCUGGAUGUAGCCAUUUUGGGAGACAACCGUAUGCCUCUGGCAUCUAUGGGAAGUGUUACAAGAACUGUACUGGGCUGA
Molecule: messenger RNA, 652 nt
Organism: Podarcis lilfordi (Lilford's wall lizard)
Lineage: Eukaryota; Metazoa; Chordata; Lepidosauria; Squamata; Lacertidae
Source: the annotation of a GenBank genome assembly